CGGGGAAGGAAAUCAAUGAGUGGUGCCACUGAUUAAAGGGCCCACCAGGGGCUUGGGGUGGACGGAGCAGCAAGCCAGGCUCUGAAGCUGGGCUUGGCUGACCUCAGAUUCUGGCUCCGCCAUUAUUUUCUGAGAUUCAAGGGGUUGUAGCUUUAGGACGAUGCUGGUACCCCUGGAUGGUUGUGAAGUUUACGGGAGGUGUACAGAAGCCCUGCCCUGUUCCUGCCAUCUGUGGGUCCAGCCCAGAUGCUAAGCCCCUGGAUUGCUGUCGGGGCAGCCUCUUUAGAGACGUGCCCUGGACUCGAGCAGCCUCUUAGGACAUCUGCCUUCCCUCCGGUGGGACUGAACCAGUUUUCAGACAUGAGCUUUGCUGAAUUAAAACGCAAGUAUCUUUGGUCAGAACCUCAGAAUUGCUCAGCCACCAAAGGUAACUACCUUCGGGGUACUGGUCCCUACCCACCCUCCAUGGACUGGCGGAAAAAAGGAAAUUUUGUCUCACCAGUGAAAAAUCAGGGCAGCUGCGGCAGUUGCUGGACCUUCUCCACCACCGGGGCCCUGGAGUCUGCUGUCGCCAUAGCAACUGGGAGGCUGCCCUCUUUGGCCGAGCAGCAGCUGGUGGACUGCGCCCAGAACUUCAACAAUCACGGCUGCCAAGGGGGUCUCCCCAGCCAGGCCUUCGAGUACAUCCGGUACAACAAGGGCAUCAUGGGUGAAGACACCUACCCCUACGAGGGCCAGGAUGGUGAGUGCAAGUUCCAGCCCAGUAAGGCCAUUGCUUUUGUCAAGGAUGUAGCCAACAUCACAAUGAACGACGAGGAGGCGAUGGUGGAGGCGGUGGCCCUGUACAACCCUGUGAGCUUUGCCUUCGAGGUGAUUGAUGACUUUCUGAUGUACAAAAAGGGUGUCUACUCCAGUACUUCCUGUCAUAAAACUCCAGACAAAGUAAACCACGCAGUCCUGGCUGUUGGGUAUGGAGAAGAAAAUGGGAUACCCUAUUGGAUCGUGAAGAACUCUUGGGGUCCCCAGUGGGGAAUGAAGGGGUACUUCCUCUUGGAGCGCGGGAAGAACAUGUGCGGCCUGGCAGCCUGCGCCUCCUACCCCAUCCCCCUGGUGUGAGCCGGGGCUGCAGCAGCAGCAGCGACUGGUUGGUGGAUGGAGGGAGGACCGGGCAGCCUGGGGCCUAAAACCCUGCCCUGGAGGAAGUGAGCGGUGGGAGACCCCCCGCCAGGGCCCCGAGCCUGGAAACCCAAAGAAAACAACGAGGAAGAAUUCCAUGGAGCAACAAGCCCACGCACGUCUUCUGACACAGAGGUCACCACCAGCCACGUGCCUUAAGCAUGGUUUUUAACUGACUCAGCGCCACACGGACCAAGAAUGUUUUCUUCCCAGAAGGGCUGCUUUUCCCAUUUGGAGGAAGCUCCACUGACAGUCUUUUCUGUGGUCUUUAUUGAAUAAACCUUCCGUGAGCACC
Molecule: messenger RNA, 1471 nt
Organism: Lagenorhynchus albirostris (white-beaked dolphin)
Lineage: Eukaryota; Metazoa; Chordata; Mammalia; Artiodactyla; Delphinidae
Gene: CTSH
Product: cathepsin H
Exons: 10
Coding region: 247-1116 (289 amino acids)
Biological process (GO): immune response
Cellular component (GO): lysosome
Molecular function (GO): cysteine-type endopeptidase activity
Source: RefSeq, a predicted model, not a curated record